Molecule: messenger RNA, 11395 nt
Organism: Diabrotica virgifera virgifera (western corn rootworm)
Lineage: Eukaryota; Metazoa; Arthropoda; Insecta; Coleoptera; Chrysomelidae
Gene: sinu
Exons: 3
Coding region: 187-885 (232 amino acids)
Biological process (GO): septate junction assembly; regulation of tube size, open tracheal system
Cellular component (GO): membrane; septate junction
Source: RefSeq, a predicted model, not a curated record
UUUUGGUUUGCUAUUUUCAUUUUCUGUGUGUCUGUGUGUAUGCUUUUCUCAGGUGUGGUCGGAGUGGUUAUGUGAAUAUUGCGCUUGUGCGUUGACACGGAAAACGUUCAUCCUUCUUGUAACUCCAGAAAAUACUUAAAUUACUCUGAAACUAGUUGUACUGUAAAGAAACAAGUUGAUGACUCAAUGGGUGACUAUCAGGAGGAGGUAAAAAACAGGUCACUAGCCGGAAAUGCUGCUAUUGGAUUUUUUGUGGUGGCAUUUGUUUCAAUAUUUGUGGCAUUUGCCACUCCCAGUUGGCUAGUUUCAGACCAAAGGAUAACAGGAGCAAAACUAGAUCGAUUGGGAUUAUGGGUUCACUGUUUCAGAUCUCUCUCUGAUCCUUACCACUCCGAUCAAGCCUACCGAAGAUUUUUCGUUGGCUGUCGAUGGAUCUAUGAUCCAUUUACGACUGGAUAUGACCAGAUACGAGGAUUUUUAAUACCCGACUUUAUGAUAGCGACUCAAUUUUUCUUUACAAUUUGCUUCAUUGCUGUCUUACUUGGAGCAAUCAUGAGUUUGAUAUAUUUCCUGUGUUGCGGACCGGAGCAGAAACAAUUUAUCAUACUCAUAAUCAUAAAUUCUAUAGUUUUAUUUGUGGGAGGAAUCGCAGGAUCUAUAGCAGUAAUAGUUUUUGCUUGUUUAGCUAAUAAAAAUGGAUGGAUGCCUGGUCAUGACAACAAUUUCUUUGGCUGGUCAUUCGCCUUAGCAUGUAUUGGUGUAAUAGCCUGUUUCGUAGCAUCGGUGUUGUUUUUUGUGGAUGUGCAUGUACAAAGAAAGAAAAAAAGAAGACUCACAGAAUCACAAAGCAGGUUCGAAAUGGAACCAGAACACAAAGGCUGGUAACAACAAAUUUCCAUGACUAGUUGUUAAUUUUUAUAUUUGACAUAAUGCUAUUAUGAUUACAAAUCUACAGUUUGAGUAACUGUCAAAGAUUUAGAUUACCAUAGAGUUUAAUAGCAUUUAAUAUGGAGGUAAUUUUAACAUUUUAUAUUUUAUUUACACAUUUUAUAUUUGACUUCAUAUUUUUUAAAUGUUUUUCCAACUUUUUUUCUGACUGUACCGGAUGAGGCAAGAUGGAAAACUGCAUGAUCUGCAAUGAUUCAAAGUAGUUAUUCAUUUUAUGUAUUUUCCUAUUUUGGUUUUUUUAUACCUAGUUGGUAACUCUGAGAAAUAUACUGAUAAUAUCUUUAAAUAUUUUCAAAUGGGAAAGUAUUAAUAUUGUGAAUAUUCGGACAUAUUGUAGAAUAUUAUUUAUAGUUUAAUUCAUAUUUAUCAAUUAUUACUAAGCCAACCAAGUAUUUGUUUGUCAUAAUUGACUUUGCUUUUUGACAAGUGAUGAGCGUUUUAGAGUUAUAUUUUAGACUACUGUUUGAUUUCAUGACUCAUAAUAUGAAUAUAUUAUAUUCAUAUAUAAUCGAAACUAUGAUCUAUGCAAUAACUGAUAUACAUUGUGAGUGGGGUCUAGUGGGGAGGAACGCGCCAACAUUUAAGACUGUAUAAUAUACGUAGUAAUAAUUAAAAAUAACUCUUACGUUAUUAUUCGAUUUUCAUUUGUUUCCAAGACACGGUUCAAAUGUUCAAAUUCUUCUUACAAACUGACGAUUUAUUUAUUUAUUUAUUGCUCUAAAAUCGGAUGAGGUGUGCAAAUGGAAUUUGGUGGGUUUUAAGACAUAGUUAUUGCGCAUUUCUUCACACACAAUUAAGAAUUUUAUAUUCGCCAUUAGCGCGCCAACGGGUAAUGGUCUGAAAUUUUUUAAAGAAAAAAAAAAUAGUACGCCACUGAGAUAUUUCAAAUUAAAAACUAUUUUUGAAUUCCUUGUUCAAUUUCUGACAAAAAAUCUAUCUUCCCGUUUGUUCAUACGACGCUUCGUUUUCAUGCAAAAAAUAAAAUAUCUUAACGCUUACAAAGUAUUCGAAAUAUGUAAUCAUACACAUUCAUACAUAUAAUAUCUAUGUAGAAACUUAGUCGAAAACUAUGUAAGCGUUAAGAUUUUUUAUUUUUUGCAUGAAAAUGAAGCGUCCCAUGAAAAAAGGGAAGAUAAAUUUUUUGUCACAAAUUGAACGAGAAAUGUAACAAAUAUUUUUAAUUUGAAAUAUUUCAGUGGCGUACCAUAUUUAUGUUUAAAAAAUUUCAGACUAUUACGCGUACGCGCGCCAGUGGUUAAUAUAAAAUUCUUAAUUGUAUGUCAAAAAAAUACGCAAUAACUACGUCUUAAAACCCACCAAAUUUCAUUUCCACACCUCAAGAGAUUUUAGAGCAAUAAAUAAAUCGUCAGUUUGUAAGAAACAUUUUAACACAGUCUUAAAGUUUGGCACGUUCCUCCCCACUCACCCUGUAUAUAUUUAAAUACAUUUUUCAUUAGUAACUAUCCACUAUCCGGUACAGUCAGUUAGCUGUCAAUUGUAACAUUUGGCAUAUAUUUAUAUGGAAUUACAAAUUGUGACAAAUUAAACCAUUUUAAGAUUUUAAUUGGUAACAAUCAAUGAAUUGCAAACAAUUAAGUAUAAUAAUUAUUGUACUAAUUUUGAUAGUUUUUAAAACAAUAACGACAAUGAAUUAGCUUUUAGGUUGUGCCUAUAAAUUAAUGUUGAAACAUAUAUGACAAAGUCCUGACCCUGACUUCCUUUUUUAAUUGAACUGAUUUAUGCAUAAAGCAAUUUGUUUACUUAUAAAACUACUUCAAUAUUUUUAUGUACCAAGUUGAAAGUUAUUAUUCUUAUAUUUUUUUUCAACUGGUGAAGUCACUAAGAUGUACACACAAUUUAUUUAUUUUAUUUAAAUAAUUUCGUAACCAUAAGAAAUAACAACUACAUAGUUGAAAUAGUUACAUACUUAACUAUUAUAUAAUGUACCCAAAGUUCUAACAUUAGAUUACAUACUGUGCGAAAACUACAUAACCAGCCAGGUUUCCAUCAGUAUCUACAAUAAUACUAGAAAAAAAAACACAGGGAAACAAUUAACGUUACUUAAAUGAGGAAAGACUUAUCUUGCCACCCUUUUACUUCUUCCUCGUUAUUCAUAGCAUUCAGAGAGUAUAAUAAUAAGUACUGAGUUUAGUUCUAGAAGGAUCAAAUACUUAAUGUCUUGAGAUUUCGGUAGAAAUUCGCUCCUGUUUGGUCCAAUUUUUUUAUUUUUUUUUUUAAAUAUGGAUGUCCCAAAACAUCUAAUUCAUUCUUCUCAAAUACUUAUACUAAAACAGUUUCGGAGUGGUAACGGCCAACAACGUCUUUCCAAACCAUAGACCAAAAUCUGGUUUAGACCCAUAUUAUUCAAUAUAUGGAAAGUAUGUAUAUAGAAAAGUCUAGCAAAUAUGGAGAGGCGGAGUAACAAUAUGUGGCAAAAUAACCACGAAUCUUGGAUAUGCGAAUAAUACCCCAAUGUUACCCUGCUCAGACUAGGAACUGCUCCAAAUAAUGAACAAGCUGUACAUGGUGAAAAGGGAAUAUGGUCAAAUUGUUGAAACAUAUUUUUUGAUAUUUUCUAUAAUACGGAUAUUGCGCAUUUCUACGCAUUAUUGUGACACCUGUAAGUGGUGUAAACGGUUGCCAACCCCAUUAAAUUGCCACGAGUACAUACUUUUAAUGGUUUAAAACAUGAUACAUGCACAAUGUUCAGUGACUUAAAACAUACCAAUAUAUGCAUACAUUUGUAACACAAAUGUCUUACAAAUUUAUGAGUUGCUGUUGGUCAUAUUUGCUUUUAAUCAUCAUUCAAUCUUCGCUUGUCCACUGCUGAACAUAUAUCUUCCUCAUAAUUUUCGAUUUCGUGCCUUCUGCAUCCAAUUCCUAGGACCACGUUUUGGAUCGUCAGUCCAACGUGUUGGUGGACGACUUCUGCUUCGGUAGGCAUUAUCUCUUGGUCUCCAUUCCAGUAUCCGAUUUGUCCAUCUGUUAUCUGUCAUUCGAGCCACGUGACCAGUUCCACUUCAGUGUUACUAUUCUCUCUAAAACAUCAACCACCCCUGAUCUUCGUCGUAGCUGGCGGUUUGGGAUCUUGUCUCACAGUGAAACGCCCAACAGCACGCUCCAUCGCUCUUUGAGCCACACGGAUCUUUUGCACUGUUCUCCUUGUCAUGGUCAACGUUUCCGCUCCGUAAGUUAUUUGCGUUUCAUUGGUGGUCUUAAUUUCCCUUACUUAUUUUGGGCCUAGGCGGCUUCGUUGCAUACAUUUGUGUUGUGUAUCAUUAAGUGUACACAUAUAGUCCGUCCGCUAUAACUUUUCCCAUGCGGUACGAUUCAUUUUCAAUCAAAUUAAGUCAAAACAUAAAUUGAAACGAACGUCGAUGUGUAUAUACAUUUUGUAUACUGUAUACUACACAAAUCGGCGUACGUUUCACUUUCUGUUUUGACUUAAUUUGAUUGAAAAUGAAUCGUACCGCAUGGGAAAAGUUAUAGUGGACGGACUAUAUGUACGGUGCGUACAAUUUAAUAUCCACUCCGACCAAUUGUAGAGGAACUGUACUCGUACAUAGUUGGUCAGAGCCUUCAAAGCGACGACCGGGCAUUGUUUUUGACUUUGUAGUAGCAACCUAACCAAUAUCAUUCGGCACCAAACCCAGAUACUCACUUCUGAGGCUGUUUUUUACUGUUAAUUACACCUUAUAGGUAAUGAACGAUGUGUUUUAUCUGUGUGGUUUGUAAAUUAUUGUGUCAGCAUAAUCCAACUUGGAAAUAGCUAUAUUUUCACUUUGUUGCUACAACAUAAAUGAUAUAUAAACCUCUCCCUGUAUAUUUUCUUUCUUCCUCUCUCCGCCUCUCCCUCCCUCUCCCUCCCUCUCUCAGUGGAAAAACUUUUGGACGCAAUGCCAGAUUAAUAGAGGUAAGAACUUUGAGAUAUUUUUUAAUAAGACAACUAAUUCUUCUUCUUACGGUGCCUAUCCGUUCCAGAUUUGGCUAUCCUAACUUUGCUUGAUGCUAUUCGGCAUAGUCCGGUUGUCGAUGUAUUGAACCAAUUUCUCAGGUUUUGAAGCCAAGAUAUUCUUUUUCUCUCUGGUCCUAUCUUUCCAAAUACAUUGCCGUGAAGAAUGACUUGCAACAAGCCAUAUCUCUGUUCAUUCCUCAUAACAUGGCCAAGAUAUUCUAGUUUGCGCUCUUUGAUGGUGUUAAUAAUCUCGCAUUCCUUUCCCAUUCUACGUAGGCCCUCAACAUAAGUCACACGAAAUUCUUAAAAUGCGUCUGUAAAAACACAUCUCGAAUGCCUCUAGUUUUCUUAAAGAAGCUGCGGAAAGUGGUCAGGCCUUUAUUAAAUAUAAUAACGUAGAUAAUACAUAGCAGAUAAUACAUAGCAUCUGACGAUAGAGAUUUUGGUACCAAGUGGUAAAUCGUGACUUCUGAAAAGAGAUUUUAUCAUUAUGAACGCUGAUCUCGCUUUUCAUAUGCAUUUUUUUAUUUCACUAGCAUGGUUCCAUUGGCUAUUUAUGUUGGUACCAAGGUAUGUGUAGCUGUCCACCCUGUCAAUUGGUUGUUGGUUAACCAAAACCGUGUAUUUAAUAUUUUGCACUUACUGACUACCACUUACUUUGUUGUUUUUUUGUAUUGAGAUUAAGUCCAUGUUCUCUAGAAGUAAUUGAACAACCACAAAUGAAUUGAAACAAAUAGUAUAUUCAGUAAUUACAUUGGAAAACAGACUAUGAUUAAAUGAAAGUUCUUCUUUAAGUGCCUUCUUCGUUCCCAAAGUUGCCAAUAAUCGUCAAGGCUAUUUAUAUUUUCGAGAUUCUUGAUUUACACAGAUGGUUAUUGGUGGUUUGAAGCAUUCGCGUAGACCGGGAGAUCAGGCCAUGAUAUCACUACAUACACUCUUUCGAAAGUCAAUGUUAAAAAUGAGAUUAUUCAUAUACUGCAUGAUUGUCCUACAAACUGUACUAACUGGAACUAUAGAUCCUAAGAUCAUAUAAAGAUGUAAUAUUUUGAAUUUUUAUAUUAUUAAAAACAUAUAAGGAAAUUGAAAAUAAUGGAUUGAACUGUGUUACAAAAAUCUUGUCUGUCAAUUUUACACAAAAAAUUAAUUGUUAAAUACAAUUGAUUUUAUUUUAUUUCCAUUCUCUAAAAACGUGCCUACAUUAAUUUUAACAAAUAUCUUCCAAAAUAGGGGAUCAUCCUUGACAGUUGUUUCAUUGACGCUCAUCGAUUUUAUAUUACUUAUUUGCUUGUAAUGAGGAAGAGCAAUAAAGUCUGACUAUUUCGGAAAUAUUAGGACAUUGGGUGCAUUAUAAGUCUCAAAAUACUUGUAAACAUGCGUAAGUAAUUAUAUUAACGCGUUGGCUGCCGUGUGACACAAAUGUUGUGUCUUAUGUUGUUUUCGAUACUCCGUGUACACACUGUAGUUCAUAGUCAUCAAUGGCCUUAUAACUCUUCGUGAGACUUUGCCGCGUUUACUAUUGCCUUCCAUGUUUGUCGGUCCUGUGCCACUACGUGCCAAAGCGUAGUUGUCUCGUUAGUAUAGAAGCGUGAGCCUCAUGGUCAUUAGGACCGAUUUUUUUAAUAUUAUGGCAGUCAGUGUGUUAAAAAGGAAGUUGGGGUUAUUUAAUUUAAAUAAAAAGAAAAUAACUUAAUUCUAAAUCACUCGAUUCUACUAAAUAUUCAGAGAUAAGCGAAUGAGUCGUCGCAAGAAAUAAUCCAGUUGUAAAAUUUUGAACCAACUACGUAUUUUUUUUUCGUUGUCUCUCUGGUAUGCGUAAACUAUUUUAUAAGAUCUUAAAUCGAUUCUCAUAACGUGUUAUAUGAUCCAUUGACUGCAAUUUUCUCAUUGUUUCUUAGAAUAAAGAGAUGAUAACAUUUUAUGAAAACACUCUUAAGCCUUUUACUUGGUUUCUUUCGGAAUGUGCAGUAUUCAACACAAUGGAACACGCCUUAUCCUUUUAUUGUGUAGUAAAGUUCUGAGCUUAUCCAUAAACAUUUUUAAUACUGUCUUAUUAGCGGAGCUUUAAAAAAAUGUAAUACCUGUAUGGUAUGUAAAUGUUAACAAAAUUAUACAAGUAUACAGCUGCAUCCAGAUGUAUAUGUUAUAGUCAAAGCCCGAAUUUCAGGCACUCCUAGGUUUGACUAGGCAAUCCUCAGGUCUGACUGACGAUCUUAGUCAAAGCCCGAAAUAAAGUUACAGUUUCGGCCUUUGACUAGUCAAACCUAGGAGAGACUAAGUUGGUCAGGCAAAGGUCGAUAUUAAAUUUUAUGAAAUCGGGGUUUGACUAGUCAAACCCCGAUCAGCUAUUAAAAUGUCGUAAUUUGUUAGAUUAGGAUUAAUAAAACGUCAUUUUUUAAUUUUAAUGUUUAAUAUUUUUAUAUUAUCGUAAUUAAAAUAAAAAAAUAGUGUUUAUCUACUCUAUGUCAUAUGCUGUAUAAGUUUUUAGUUUGUGAAAACUGACAUUAUAGAUAGCAGUGCGUGAAGGGUUUAAAGUGUGCGUGAAGUAACAAUGUAUUUUAAACGGGAUUUACUUUUUCGCACUGUUUUUGACACACUCUCAUAUAUAUAAUCAAAUAUCCUUAACUUUCACGUUGUCAUGGUGAUGACACAAUGAGCAAUAAAUUACAACAAAAAUUUUGACAGUUUUGUGGUUUGAAAGAAAUUAAAAUUUUUAAAUGUCAAAGUUCAAAAAAUUGUAGAAUAGAAAUGAAUUCCAGUGACGAAGAGUUACAUUUUUUUUAUGUUUAUCGUAGAUAAAAUAUUGUAUGAAACUGUGCGUGAAGUACUUUUUGCGAACUUACGCGAUGUAUAGCACGCGAUCCGUUGUCGCUCGUGCUCUAAACAUCGCGUGCGUUCGCAAAAAGCAUACAUCACGAACUGUUUCAUAAAUAACUGUUAUUCUCACAUGUCGAGGCAUUAUGGCAUUUAGAGUUGCACAAUACGUUAGACAUUUUACACUUUUGAAGAGCAUUUCUUAUUGCAGUAGCAUUUUAUAAAGCUUUGUCCUCCAAAUUUAGAAUCUUUUGUACUCAUUUCUCUUAGAGACAGCUUAAUGUCUGGAAUAUCUUCGAAAUUAAGAAAAUUCUCUUUGCAUUCUCUUAUUUGAUUUCUUGAAACAAGUUUUAUCUUGUGUGAUACUCAAAAUAUUUCGAGCAUCUCCUUUGACUAUUUCAAAGCUGGGGAUAGGUAUUGUUACAGUUUUUCCGAUCGAAAUUGGAAGAAUUUUUUUUCACUUAAUUGUUUCAUAGCAAUAACCUGGCCAUGAAGACCUUCAAUCGCCUUUCCUAUAUUUAUUUUAAUCUUUUCUGUCUGUGUAACAAUACCUAUCCCCAGCUUUGAUAUUGCCAAAGGAGAUGCUCUAAAUAUUUUGGGUAUCAUAACAGCUAAAACAAUUGGCGGUGUAUAUAGAGGUGGUACGAAAUACGGAACAAUAAACAUUCUUUGUUCAAGAAAUCAAAUAAGAGAAUGCAAAGAGAAUUUUCUUAAUUUCGAAGAUGUUUCGAAGAAAAAUAAGUACAAAAGAUUCUAAAUUUGGAGGACAAGGCUUUAUAAAAUGCUACUGCAAUAAGAAAUGCUCUUCAAAAGUAUGUAUGUGUAAAAAGGGUCUAACAUAUUGUGCAACUCUAAAUGCCAUAAUGCCUCAACAUGUGAGAAUAAACACUAUUUUUUUAUUUUAAUUACGAUAAUACGAAAACAUUAAACAUUAAAUUUAAAAAAUGACGUUUUAUUAAACAUAAAUCUAACAAAUUACGACAUUUUAAUAGCUGAUCGGGGUUUGACUAGUCAAACCCCGAUUUCAUAAAACUAAAUUUCGACCUUUGCCUGACUAACUUAGUCUCUCCUAGGUUUGACUAGUCAAAGGCCGAAACCGUAAUUUAUUUCGGGCUUUGACUAAGACCGUCAGUCAGACCUGAGGAUUGCCUAGUCAAACCUAGGAGUGCCUGAAAUUCGGGCUUUGACUAUAACAUAUACAUUGAAUUGAUAAAGACACUAGAUUACUUUAUGGUUAAUAUAAAUAGAUAAUAGAUGCAUCCGGAUAUAAUUUUACCAAGAGAACAAAGAUCUUAUAAAAUCUAAUUUUGAGUGUAUAGUAUUAUAAAAAUGUAAUCUAUCAAAAUACUAUAUAACAUUAAUAUUUUGAGAGUACUGUCAUUUAUAAAAAAUUAGGCAUCUCAACUGGUUUGUAAUAAAGCGAUUACUGUAAAUAAAAUAUCAAUUUCAAGGCACAAAGUUAUUGCACUGAAUUAAGUCCUUAUUAUAGUAUAUAAAACCAUACUUCAAAAGAAUUUUGAAGUUAAAUUAUAGUGCCUUUUAUAGUGUUCAUAUAUAAAGGUAGUUAAGUUUUAAACUAAUCCGUCCAAAUUUUUUACCCUACCUAGGUAUUAGUCAUCCUUUUGUUUUUAGAGAUUUUAAUUAAAAAAAUCGUUCAUUCUACCAUAACUGUACACGGUGUUCGUUGAAUUGUAUUGACAAAACCGGAUUAAAAAUAUAAUUAGCAGGGAUGCGUGUAUCAAGAGCCGAAGAAAAUUUUAAUCUUUUUAUAAUAGCUGUAUUCGCGGAGCAAAUCCUGGAGUAAACCAGAGGGAGAACGCCUGCACAUUACAAUAUUACGCGUUCGCAGAGGUCGCAUUUUUCCCUCAGAACACCCUCCGGACGUAAAAUUCGGUGUUAAAAAAAAAAAAAAAAAACUGAACGUAUUCGGGAUACCCUCUAGACGUUCGAGGACUUUGUUUCGGAUUUUAAGUUCGUGCAAAAUAUUUGGGAAGAAUCUCUUGAAUUUCUUGAUAUUUUGUCUAAUUCUUAACCUAAGAUAUUGUUAAAUAACUUGCAGAUUCUGGUUUUUAAAGUUUUGAAAUUAUGUAAAGUGCUGUAUCAUUUAAAUAUUCUUCAAACAAAUUUUAAUAUUUUUAUAGUUCUUUUUUAGUUCUUUUUGUCAAUGUUUUCCAUCUAGAUGACCUUUUUUUAUAAGUAUUCUAUUAUUAUUAUUAUUAUCUUGUUACUUUUCGUUCGAUAAUUAUCUAUUACAGUAGUAUUAUAAUAAAUUGUACUUUGUAUGUCUACUUUGUAAACAACUUUAUUAAACACUGUUUUUACUUAAUGUCUUCUAUUUAGAUGAGCUUGUUUAUAAAUAUUCUUAUAGUUUAUUUUUCAUUUUAAUUUACGAGUUAAAUUAGUCCUCUGGAAUAUGUCUAGGAUAGGUUGACGUCUACGCCUUGGAAACUAAUCCCGAACUUACUUUGAAUAAGUUCGGGGUAUGCUCCGCGAAUACAGCUAUUCAGCGAAUAGUAUAUGAAGCGAAUCCCUCACAUAUAUCCUCAUUUUUUGGAUCCACUUUUUUUUCAGAUUUUGUACAAAAUGUAUUUGGAAACAUUUUUUUUGUAAUUCUUUUUAUAAAACGCAUUUUUACUUGUUUAUUUUUAAUUGUCGGAAUUACAUUUUUAUCGGGUUUGAUACGCAUAGUUUAAUGCACUACAAUGUUUUGUGUAAUUACUGGGUUCUCUUAAAUGUAACACCGUGUAUAUUUACCAGGAGCGUCAUUUGAAAUUUUGUUUGGGGGGGGGGGGGGGCAAGCACUAUAGAUACAAUACAUUAUAUAUGAUGUAAUGAUGAAUAUUGAUGUAUUUUUUGUAAAUUUCAGUCAUUUUCAGGGCCAGGGGGGGGGGGCAAAUGCUCCCCCUGGACGAACAAAUGACGCCCCUGAUAUUUACCAUUUAUUUUAUUUACUAAAUACCUAUACAUUUUUAUAUCUUAAAACGUGAAUAUAAUUCUGGUAGAUUUUAUGGCAGAAAAUAGACAAAGAUAUUUAAUUGUAUAUCAUAAAUCGUUUUUGUUAAUGUAGAACUGAAGUAACAAUAAUCCGUCCAAAUGGUAUUUUUUUGUUAAAUCUUUUUAUAUCUUUUUUAGAAGUUUUUAUAUUAUAUAUUUACAAUUUUAUUAUAUCAUGAAUUAAAAGAUCUGAAAUUUUUAUUGUUUCUAUAUUCAAAACACAUAGAAUUUAUGGAGUAUUGUUUUGUCGCUAUUUUCUCGCAUGUUUUGUUUUGUUUAUUCUAGAAUACAUGAAGAGAAGUAUCCGUACUUACUCAAAUGUGGUCUCGAGGUAAACCAAAUUACAAAAAACUCGAAGAUGUACCACAAGGUUAUUUUUUAUUGUUAAAAAACAUAUAUAAGGACGCGUUUCGGCUUAACACAAGCCAUCAUCAGCUUUUUUUUUUUUUGUCCUGUAUUUAAGCUGAUGAUGGCUUGUGUUAAGCCGAAACGCGUCCUUAUAUAUGUUUUUUAACAAUAAAAAAUAACCUUGUGGUACAUCUUCGAGUUUUUUGUAAUUUGGUUUAUUCUAGAAUAGUUAAACAAUGCUACAUAUUUAACUAGGUGUUUAAUCAUUUUUUAUAUAAUUAUUUUCAUGUAUAACGCUAGUAUCUUGUACUUUUGUAAAUAAAGUUUUACAAACGAGAA